This is a messenger RNA of Hyla sarda, 4496 nucleotides long. It is a transcript of the gene MIDEAS, whose product is annotated as mitotic deacetylase associated SANT domain protein. The coding region runs from base 743 to 3904 and encodes 1053 amino acids. Gene Ontology annotation, cellular component: histone deacetylase complex; transcription regulator complex. NCBI's taxonomy places the organism in Eukaryota, Metazoa, Chordata, Amphibia, Anura, Hylidae. Gene Ontology annotation, molecular function: transcription corepressor activity. Gene Ontology annotation, biological process: negative regulation of DNA-templated transcription; regulation of transcription by RNA polymerase II. The transcript is spliced from 16 exons. The record is from RefSeq and is a predicted model, not a curated record.
UGCCCCGACAGCCUUUGGCUGUCGGGGCAUGAUGGGAGUUGUAGUUUUGCAACAGCUGGAGAGCCACCAGUUGGAUAACUCUGCGUUUGUGCAUAAACUACAAUAUAUUUUACCCUGCUACUUCUAUAGACAUUUCCCAGUCUCUUGACUGUAAUGGCGGAGCUUAUUGGCCAACAGAGGGCGCUAGCUGCAUAUGUGUGUAUACUGCUACCAAUGACUUCAAUAAAAGCUGUGUAGGAGAGUAGGUGGUGAGCGCCACCUAGAGAAUACAAGUUCUAUUACAAAGGAUCUGCAUUACCGUCAUUGAAGUGCUGUGAAAGCGUGAAACAGUCUGUCCCGGUCUGGCCCCUCGCCUCCACCACUGCACCCGCCUGCCACAAUCGGAAUGCCUGAAUAAAGCUAUGUUGUAUGGGAUCUGAUCUUUACUCUCCUGAACUUGUGUGGAGUUUGCAGGGUACAAUUGACAGUGGCAGCUGGUGCGGUGCCUGCAACACACUGGACAGGAGGGCACUGCAGACAGCCCAGCAUUCACCGCCCUGAGACUAUCUACACUACAAGGAUGCCCCUGGAGCUUGCAAAUCUCCAAAAGAUAUAUCUUGUUGGGAUGGGUAAUGAAGCGGAGUAGAUCACGGGAUAGAAAAUCGAUACAAUCGCAACCUGCCAGAAACAUCACCUUUUUUGAUUUUUUUAUAUUUUUGAUGACUUUGGAGAAAUCUCCUGAUUUACAUGCGUUUUUACUACCAUGAGUCAGCAGCCUCAGCAGAAGGCUUCGAAUAAAAGGACCGGAAAAAGGAUAACGUUCUUUAGUGAACCGCAAGGCCACCCUGUCACUAGUAAAGAGCAGCAAUUGAAAGAGCAACAGUUAUACGGGACUGUGUCACGGUUGCCAAUCUCCCAGGCUUCUGAAUUGACCAAAUCGAAUACGUAUUCUGCUGCCUCUAACAAUAUGCUGAACGCAGUCAUAUACACUCAAGAGAGACCUGAUGGCAUGAGGAUUAACCAGCAGCCAGCUCCCGGAAACUGGAAUGUCGGAGAUCGGAAUGAGGCGGCAUGGGCUGCUCAACAAGCCAAUAUGUGGCAGAGAAAUGCCUCGGGUUAUCCUAUGCAAAUGAUGCCCACAUAUUAUAACCAUCAUGAAAAUGUCAAGCGAAGCCAAGACAAGGGAGUAGGAGUGUCCCAGAUAGAGAUGUAUGGAGAUGCUCUACAACAGAUGAUGACUCAAAAGACACAGUUGGGCCAACAUCAGCUCGCUCAGCAGCAGGCGCGCCUAAACUCCAUAUUGCAAGCUCAACAACAACAACAACAGCAGCAACAACAGCAACAGCAUCAGCAAAAUCAGCAUCUGGCUUUGCAGUCUUUCCAAAUGGCCUUUGGACAUCAGGGUCAGAAACCCUCUCUGCAAAACCUGUUCCACGUUUUUCCAGAUGCUCAGUCAAAUGCUGCUUACGCUGCUCAGCAGAAACAACAGACUGCUCUUCCUAAGAUGCAACUUUUUGAGAAUUUUUACCCAUCACAGCAGCAGCAACAGGCAGCCUAUGCCAUGCAGCAGGGUAUUCCACUAAACCAGCACGCAGCUCCCCAACAGAAAGGGUCAGCGAUGAACCAACCACAACGUGUCACAUCUGAGGAAUAUAUGAAAGCUCUUGCAGAGCACGGUCAGCAAGCUGUCCUGCCCAAAGCUCAAAUACCUUUGCCACGCAGGUCCCGAAGACUUUCCAAAGAAGGACCUGAACCUUUACCUCCCACGGAGGUUGGACAAUCAAAUAACCCUUACACACAGCAUCAAUAUGAGCAGGAUCUGCAACAUCAGUUAGCGGCUCAGGAGAGGUACAAGCAGCUUGUAUCAAGGGAUGUACAAGAAACCCAGCAUGGCGUCCGCCAUGAAACAGACAGUGCACCGCUACCUCACAAUGGUAGAACAAGAGAGGUCCAGGCAGCAGAACAAAACUCAAUGGGGCCAAUACAGCCAACUGGAGCAGGAGGUGUGACGGUGAUCCAGUCAACCCGGCGAAGGCGCCGGAUAUCGCAGGAAGCCAAUUUAUUUACCUUAGCCCAAAAAGCUGCAGAAAUGCCAAAUCUUGAAAACACUAAGGAUAGUGAGACGAAUGAGACAAAAGAGAAGAAUGAGACAUCGAAAAGCAAUGUAGAACUUGCUGGCGCGUCAUCUCCUAAGAAGUCCAGAGGGGAGGGAGACUUAAAACCCCUGGUUAUGCCAGUAUCGGUACCGGUGAAGAUGGAGACUGGACGAGAAAAGGGAGAGGAUGAAAGGACUCACAGGGCAGCAACAUCUGAAAGACCGCCAUCUGCAUCAAUGCCAUCUGUUAUAGUGACACGUCACAGGGUUGGUCAUAUGGGCAUCUCAGAACCUGCAGUACAGAACAGCGAUACCUCUUCUUCGUCAGACACAGCUUCCAGAAAGCCCAAGCAACGGCCAAGGCCAGAACCAUUGUUCAUCCCCCCCAAGCCUGGCACAUUUGUUGUUCCAGUUUACACCAACAUAACUCCUUAUCAAAGCCACCUCCGCUCUCCUGUUCGAGUCCCAGAUCAUCCUUGUGACAAAAACUUUGAGUUGCCUCCCUACACGCCGCCUCCAAUCCUCAGCCCUGUGCGUGAGGGGUCUGGACUUUACUUCAAUGCCAUCUUAUCUGCAAGCACACAUUCAAUGCCUCCGCCAAUAACCCCAAAAAGUAGCACGAGAACCCUGCUGAGAUCUAAUAGUGGAGAGGACAUGCCGCCUUUACUUACAGCUGAAGCGACGCCAGUGAGUCUUGAACCGCGUAUAAACAUUGGUGCACGUUUCCAGGCAGAGAUUCCUGAUUUAAGAGAGAGAAGUUUGGCAGCCGCUGACAAGUACAAAGCGGAUUUGGUCUGGUGUCCCUGGGAUGAUUUGGAUAAUAAGCAAGUAGUCGAGGAGUUGCUGACGGCAGCCUGUUCCAGUAUAUUACCAGGUGGAGGCACCAAUCAGGAGCUGGCACUUCACUAUCUUCAUGAAUCCAACGGAAACAUUAUUGCCACACUUACUAAGCUGCUAUUAAAGAAACCAAAAAGGCACAAAGGCCAUCCGUUGGGAAACUAUCAUUACUCUGGAUCAGACAGGUGGUCUUUAAAUGAGAAGAGACUUUUCAACAAGGGAAUGGCCAUCUACAAAAAAGACUUUCUGCUGGUCCAGAAACUGAUUAAAACAAAAACUGUGGCUCAAUGUGUAGAGUUUUACUACACCUAUAAGAAACAGGUGAAGAUCGGACGCAAUGGCAUGUUAAUCUUCGGAGAUGUAGAGGCCGCAGCAGAUGAGAUAAACCCCAGAGAAGACUCGGAGCUUGAUAUUAAGAGUUCUCAACGUCUUGCGUCAGGUAUUCCUCCUCAACACACAGAAGGAAAUGAUGCAGAAACGGAGAAUAAUGUACACGCUGCAAUGGAAGAGGAGGACGAAUUGAGGAAGGCAUUUUCCCAAACAAAAGUUACACAAACUUUACAAGCCAGUGAAAUAUCAAAUGACACACUCAUCUUAAGAAAUCAAGACCCAGACACGUCGUUGACAGUAAAGACUCCCAAACCACGGGGGCGAAGACCACGGGCGAAUAUUCCUGCAGAUGAUGUAAAAAAACUUGAGAUUACAAACAAGGCUCCAGACCAAGAGGAAACGUUCCCAUGUAAAAAAUGUGGCAGGGUCUUCUAUAAAGUGAAAAGCCGCAGCGCACACAUGAAGAGCCAUGCAGAGCAGGAAAAGAAAGCAGCAGCCCGGAAGCAGAAUGAAGAGGCAGCUGCAGCAGCGGCCGCCGCCAGAGCGGCUUUACAUGCACAAUCCCGUCGGCAGCUGGAGAGCAGUGACAGUGGAAGCAGCAGUGACAGCAUGACUAGCAGCAGCAGUGAGAGCUGCGACAGUUCGGAUGAUGGGGAGAUAUAACUGGAGCACUCCGCUGGCGCAGUGAGGCUGGAACCUCGCUUCAUUCCCUUCACUUUUUUUUUUUUUGUAAUUGAAUGCUUGCAUUUUCUGCAAGAAUCACAUUGAUGAACAGUUUCAAGUGGACUCGGGACUUUUUAUCUACUUAAAUUAACUAUUUAUUUGGUAUACGAUCUACCAUGUAUCACAUGUUUUGGAAAGUAAACCUGUUUUCUAUCCUACCCUUGUGCCUGUAAAGACAAAUUCCAUAAAAAAAAAAAAAAAAAGAGAAAAAAAAAAUCUGCAAGCCAACACUUCUUUCCUUUUUAAAAGCUGCAAAAAAAAGGAGGCUUCCUAAAAAAACAUUUCUGUAUUGGACCUUGCUUGGUAUCAGGUCACUGUGGAAAGUGCAUUUUAUUCAGUUUGUAUUUUUAUUUAGUAGCAUUCACUGUAUUGCAAUGUAGAAUUUUGCACAAACCCCCAUGAUCAUCAGUACUGAAACUUGUCUAUCCUUGCCAUAUAACAAAAGGGCUACACGGACAACAGUGUGAGUGCAACAUUGUUGUUUGCCACAUUGGCCUUUAAGCCAGUGGUGCCCAAACUGUGGCCCUCCAGA